CUCUGCCUUGAGUAUCAUGAAUGAAGAGAAACGGAAUCUCUCCCUAGGGGGCCAUGUUGGAUUUGAUAGUCUCCCAGAUCAGCUUGUCAGCAAAUCUGUCACACAAGGAUUCAGCUUCAACAUCCUCUGUGUGGGUGAAACAGGCAUCGGGAAAUCCACACUAAUGAACACACUUUUCAAUACCACCUUUGAGACGGAGGAGGCCAGUCACUACGAGAAUGCAGUUCGCUUACGACCACGUACCUAUGACCUUCAGGAAAGCAACGUGCACCUGAAACUGACAAUUGUGGAUGCAGUGGGGUUUGGAGACCAGAUAAAUAAAGACGAAAGUUACAGGCCAGUAGUUGAUUACAUUGAUACGCAGUUUGAAAACUACUUGCAAGAAGAGCUGAAAAUUCGUCGAUCUCUCUUUAAUUAUCAUGACACAAGAAUCCACGUCUGCCUUUACUUCAUCACUCCAACUGGGCACUCGCUCAAAUCCUUGGAUCUGGUAACAAUGAAGAAGCUAGAUAGCAAGGUGAAUAUUAUUCCCAUCAUUGCCAAAGCAGACACCAUUUCCAAGAGCGAGCUGCACAAGUUUAAGAUAAAGAUUAUGAGUGAGCUGGUCAGCAACGGGGUGCAGAUCUAUCAGUUUCCCACGGAUGACGAAGCUGUUGCAGAGAUCAACUCCGUAAUGAAUGCUCAUCUGCCCUUUGCUGUUGUUGGCAGCACGGAGGAAGUGAAAGUUGGAAACAAGCUGGUGAGAGCUCGCCAGUACCCCUGGGGGGUGGUACAAGUCGAGAAUGAAAGUCACUGCGACUUCGUGAAACUGCGAGAAAUGCUGAUCCGCGUCAACAUGGAAGAUCUUCGGGAACAGACUCACACUCGCCACUAUGAACUGUAUAGACGGUGCAAGCUGGAGGAGAUGGGGUUCAAGGACACAGAUCCUGACAGCCAGCCUUUCAGCCUUCAAGAAACCUACGAGACCAAAAGAAAAGAAUUCCUUGGUGAGCUGCAGAAGAAAGAGGAAGAAAUGAGGCAAAUGUUUGUUAACAAAGUCAAGGAGACAGAGUUGGAACUGAAAGAGAAGGAAAGAGAGCUACAUGAAAAGUUUGAGCAUUUGAAGAGGAUACAUCAGGAAGAGAAGAAGAAGGUGGAGGAGAAGAGGAGGGAUUUGGAGGAGGAGAUGAACGCCUUCAACAGGCGAAAAGUCGCUGUUGAAACCCUGCAGUCUCAGUCCUUGCAAGCGACUUCACAACAGCCCUUUAAGAAGGAUAAAGACAAGAAAAAUUAAUCGCACACAGACCGAGAGUGGACUUUGUACUUUCAUGUGUUAAGUUGCUUGAGUUUCCUACCUUGUGUUACUUCUGUCAUAACAUUGUGUGAGUGGACCAAAGUGAAAGAGAAAAUGAGCCUCAUCAGUGUUUACAGUGUAACAAUUUAUUGUUGUCUGUACAGGACUUAUGAAUAGUUUUUAAGGAAAUAAAUGUCACACUCUGUAAAUUUUCUGACACAAGUCAAAUAAUCCUGAAAAUGACCAGGCUUGUUUCAAACCUGAUGGGCAAACAUCCACUUGUAAAGUGACCACAACUGUUUAUCAGAACUAAUAUUACUAACUGAUAGUGACUUUACUGAUUGCAUUAAUUAUUAAUGCUUAAUGGGGCUCUGAUUUGAUUUUUUUCUAUAUUUGUCCUGAGUAGUGUGAAGAACAUCCUUUUAUUUUUCUAUUAAACGUCAUAAUUUGAAAAAGUUUAGAGUUGAAAACAAUACUUUGAAUUUCCUAACAGGGCCCAAGUGCUUUAGGCUCAGUAACCUACCCUCAGGUCAUUUUAAAAAAACUUAAUUUCUCUAAACACUUUGUGCCGUGCAUAAUAUAUAGAGAGUGGCAACACAAGUCAUACGACAAUGUUUUGAUUUUUCUUUACUGCUAAUGUGCAACAUUUAAAUAGGAAGAUUUUUCUUUCUUGAAGGUUUGUUAUAUAAUAUGGAAUUAUGGGAUUUUACUCCAUCUGUAACUUAAUCAGUGUAUUUUGCUGUCAAGGUAAAGAUGCUUUGAUCAUUCAUCUUGAACUUUUAAAUUGUUUCCAGUGCAAAAAAAAUCUAUCCAUAAACAGAUGCAUAAUCAAAAUAAGCAGCCUGAUCCUAAGCAGAGUUAUGUAUUUCCAAAUUCCUUUAGGCCUUGUCUCCACUUCUCAGGAGCUGCAAUCUCCUGUUAUUGGUCUCCCAGGGGUUGGUCUCCGUAGUAAGGACCUGCUAAAUUGACCACUAAUUGCAAUCCCAUCAACUCUGGUACAGUACUCCACCAGGUCACAAGGGGUAAGGGAAGUCCAUGGGAGAAUUUCUUCCAUUGACCCCCUUCAAUGGGAAUGCUGCGGAGAUUUGAAAUAAGGUACAUUGACUCCAGCUAUGCUUUUCACUUAGCUGGAGUUGCAUACCUUAGUUCAGCUUUGCCACCUAGUGCAGACCUGGCCUUAGACCUCUCCUUUCACAAAUUUUUCUCUCUAACGCUAUUUUGAUAUUUAGAAACCAUUGUUUCCACAGAGCUGUAUAAGGAUCAACAAUAAUAUUUUAGGCAGUAGCCAACAGCCUACCUUUUGCAUGAUGUAGGCACUUGGUGAAUAUGGACAUGCUAGGUAGAGUGUCCCCUUUUCAUUUAGAUGUGGUUGUCUUAGACUAAAAAAUUCCAUCGGAUAAUGGGCUAAAAGAAAAAAAUAUAUAUACUAGCUCCCACUGAGGCCAUAUCUUCACUAGAAGGAAAAUCGAUGCUGCCAUGAUUGAUCUUCCGGAGUUCAAUGUAGCACGUUUAGUUAAGACCCUAUGAAUCGAACUCAGAGGGUACCCAUGUCGGUGGCCAGUACUUCUGCUCCUGUGAGGAGUAAGGGAAGCAGAUGGGAGUGUUUGCUCCUGUUGGCCUCUCACUGUGUGGACGCAGGGAAACUUGAAUUAAGGUCCCACUCCAGCUACAUAAUUAACAUAGCUGGAGUUGCAUAUCUUAAUUUGACCUUCUCCUUUAGUGUAGACCUGGUCUUAGUGCCUUCAGAGUUUUGGUUAACCUUUUCAGCAAACACUGGCUAAUUAGGUGUUGAUUGUCAGCAUGUCCUUUUUAUUUAGUCUUCAUUUCCUGACCGUUUUUAGAGAUCUCUUAGUCUUUAAGCUAACAUGCUGGAAAAAUCUUUGUUUGAUUUUUAAAUAAUGGUGGAUAGCCUUGUAAUCUGAGCCUUUAGUUGGUCUGUUCAGAAGUAGCAUUUAGCUGGAUUGUAUGCUGAGGUUCUUCAACUUGCAUAUCCUGAUAAAGCAGCUUUUAAAACACAUGCUCAGGUGUAGUAAGAAAAUAUUUCAAAUGUUGGCCUUUUAUAUGAAUAUAUUGAAAAUCAUGUCACAGUAUUACUUGAUAUUUGUAAGUAAGAACCUCAUGAAAAUAAUACAGGUACGUUUAAGGACAGGCCAUUUUAAAAAGAGAGUUGAUGGUAUUAAUACUUAUUCAGGAGUCUGCUGCGAUCUGACCAUUUAAUUUUAAGGCUGUGCCACUUUAAACUAAGUAUAUUGUAAAGAAUGACUGUCAAAUGUUGAAGGUUAAUAUGUUUGUUAGAAUAAAUGCUCAAAGACUAUGGCAAUUGUUACAUAUGCACCUGAUUGACUGAAAAUUGUCAUGUGGCAGAUUAGUAGGAAAUCAUGGUAUUUUCACUCAUAUGAGAAGUUCCAUAAAGAUCAGUGGACUAAUCACAUGAAGAAAACAAUAGCUUAUGGUUUAUGAUGUUUUACUUUCUCAAAGGUUAACAUUACUUAGAGUUGGAAUAAAAUUAACUAAUUAGGUCACACAUGCAAAGGAAUACAUCAUGAUUGGCUUUUCAGUCAGUAGUAUUUUCCUGAUCUCAUGUUGCAGCCAACAAGAUCAUCUAUGCAAAUAUUUUCUUCCUGAUUGGCUCAUCAGUGAUCAGAAAUACUUAUUCAUAGAGCUGUAACUAUUGUUUCUUUAGGUUGUUAGUUAAAAAUAAUAGUAAUAAUAAUAAUGAUAAAAAUAAAAAUUGCAACUCCCUGGCCAUAUGAGAGAGAUUUCUGAAGACAUUCAGAAUGUAUGUAACAAUAUUUUAAUUAUUAAUUAUUAUUAUUAUUGGUAUAUAUACAUUGACUUCAUGUUGUGGUAAACAUUGUUCUUUUAGUAAAAUACUGAUCUCAACUUCAUCAUGGUAAUUAUGAACCUCUUGGAUUGGUAGACUAUAAUAUUCUCCUCCAACGGAAGUCAGUAUAUCCUUCUUCUUUUGUUAGUAUUUGAUUUUUCAUUUUUGCCUGAGACCAAAUUUAAAUGUUUGGUGCAUUAAGGUAGGUAUGUACUUGCUUUUUAUUUAACAAGUUAUCAAUAUAAGGUGACGCUAAUCUCACUCCAAACUGAAGAUUUACCUCUUAUGUUGUAGACUAGAUGACAAUAAAGAUUGCUUCAAAAAUUAUAUAUGAAAUGAGCAAUCAAAUUAGAAUAUUUUUCCUGGUUAUUUUUUAACAUACAUCUGUAAAAUGUUGGCAUUAAUGGAAAAGUUAUCCAUUUUCUAUCAUUUAAAUACCCAUUACCAUGUAUUUU
This is a messenger RNA of Pelodiscus sinensis (Chinese soft-shelled turtle), 4552 nucleotides long. It is a transcript of the gene SEPTIN8, whose product is annotated as septin 8. The record is from RefSeq and is a predicted model, not a curated record. NCBI's taxonomy places the organism in Eukaryota, Metazoa, Chordata, Testudines, Trionychidae. Gene Ontology annotation, molecular function: GTP binding.